Messenger RNA from Drosophila ananassae, 1997 nucleotides. It is a transcript of the gene Tip60, whose product is annotated as histone acetyltransferase Tip60. The transcript is spliced from 4 exons. Bases 96 to 1757 code for a protein of 553 amino acids. Gene Ontology annotation, molecular function: histone acetyltransferase activity. The record is from RefSeq and is a predicted model, not a curated record. Lineage: Eukaryota; Metazoa; Arthropoda; Insecta; Diptera; Drosophilidae. Gene Ontology annotation, biological process: regulation of DNA-templated transcription.
AGUCGCAGAAUUUUCAUUACGGGAUAGUGCCAUCACUAGGCUGCUUGUGUUUUGUCCCCUAUUUUUUAUAUUAAACGAGAAUAUAAACAAAACAAAUGAAAAUUAACAAUAAAUAUGAGUUCGAUGACGAUGUGGCCUCCAUAUGCGAGUCGACGGCUGCCUUAACGGAGGGCUGUCGGUUACCCGUAAGGAUGCACAAAACAGAUGACUGGCCGCUGGCGGAGAUUGUGAGCAUCAAGGAGCUGGACGGUCGGCGCCAGUUCUACGUGCACUAUGUGGACUUCAACAAACGUCUGGACGAGUGGGUGAACGAGGAGGAUCUGUAUACCCGCAAGGUGCAGUUCCCACGGAGAGAUGGCUCCCAGACUGGCACCAGUACGGGAGUAACGACUCCGCAGCGGCAUCAUUCCCUGGCGGGGAGCGUUUCCCGGCCUACUUCUCCCCAACAUCCUGCGUCUGGAGGUGCGGCCAGUGGGCCUGGAGGAGCAGUGUCAGCAUCAGCAUCAGCAUCGGCAGCAGCUGCAGCAGCAGCGGCAUCAGCAGCAGCCGCAGCAGCGGCGGCGUCGGCGUCGACGGGAGCAACUCCUGUGGCAAGUAGUGGCGGCGAGCUGGUAAACGGCAACAACCUAGCGGCAGCCCUGCAGAAGCGCAUCAACCGGAAGCGGAAGGUGCACGGCGGUUCGGCGCACGGACAUCACGCCUCCCAGGCCCAGCAGCAGCAUGCCCAUCCUCAGACGCCCCAGACUCCCACCACCGCCACACCCGUUCACGUCACAGGCGAUGGCCUGAUCAGCGGGGCGGCGAACGAGGAUGGGGACGGGUCGCAGGAUGGGAAGAUUCCAACGCCCCGGCAAUCCGGUAGCAUGGUCACUCACCAGGACGACGUGGUCACCCGCAUGAAGAACGUCGAGAUGAUCGAGCUGGGCAGGCAUCGAAUAAAGCCGUGGUACUUCUCGCCCUACCCGCAAGAGCUCUGCCAGAUGUCCUGCAUCUACAUCUGUGAGUUCUGCCUGAAGUACCGGAAGAGUCGCAAGUGCCUGGAGCGGCAUCUGUCCAAGUGCAAUCUGCGCCAUCCGCCCGGCAACGAGAUCUACCGGAAGCACACCAUUUCCUUCUUCGAGAUCGACGGGAGGAAGAACAAGGUCUACGCCCAGAAUCUCUGCCUCCUGGCCAAGCUGUUUCUGGAUCACAAGACCCUCUACUAUGACACCGAUCCCUUCCUGUUCUAUGUCAUGACCGAGUUCGAUUCCCGGGGCUUUCACAUUGUGGGCUACUUCUCCAAGGAGAAGGAGAGCACCGAGGACUACAACGUCGCCUGUAUUCUCACGAUGCCACCGUACCAGCGCAAGGGCUACGGGAAGCUCCUCAUCGAGUUCAGUUACGAGCUCUCCAAGUUCGAGGGCAAGACCGGGUCGCCGGAGAAGCCACUGUCCGAUCUGGGCCUGCUGUCCUAUCGCUCGUACUGGGCGCAGACGAUACUGGAGAUCUUCAUUAGCCAGAAUCCGAACACGGAGGGCGAGAAGCCAACCAUAACGAUCAACGACAUCUGCGAGUGCACCUCCAUCAAGAAGGAGGACGUGAUCUCCACUUUGCAGAACCUCAACCUGAUCAACUACUACAAGGGCCAGUACAUAGUGUGCAUCAAUCGGGACACCAUCGAGCAGCAUCGUCGGGCGAUGGAGAAGCGCAAGAUUCGUAUCGAUUCCAAGUGCCUCCACUGGACGCCCAAGGACUGGUCCAAACGCUCCAAAUGGUAAUUACUAAUCGGCUUCUGUGGCUUUUUUGCGCUUAAACUAAUACCGAUUUUGUUUGCAGAACGCUACCGCCGCUUGUAACCCGCUUGCGCCCGCAGAUCAUCACCGGAUGUGAGCCAAUCUCUGCUCCUCCGCUGCUAUCACGCUUCUUCGAAAACUAGGCAUUAAAGAGAAUUAAUUUUAAAUCUAUUGUAAUUGUAUAAAUGGCGUAUAUAUUCCAAAUAUAUUUAUGACACGACCUAA